AUGUACAGCAUUGGUCAUCUGUUUUUGGGUGGAUCAAUUCGAAUCGAAUCCAGUGACAGUUUCCUGUUUGGCGCCUCUUCGGUAGAAGAACUACUCAUGGAAGGAGUCGUUGGCCAGCUCGAUGAGGCGUUUUUGCUAGACGCUUCUAUUCAGUUGGCUACAAUCCGAGAUUCGGCUGUCCAGAUAGAUAGUCGGGGAGCCGCUACCGUGGAGUCUCCUUAUCUGACGCACUCAACGACAACACAUCAGUCAUCGCUUCAUAUGACAAAUGUAACGAUGAGCUCGCUGGUACCACAGCUGAUGGUUCAUUUCGGAAAGAUUGUCGUCUUCAAUUGCUCCAUUGAUCGAAUUCGUCCAAGCCGAAGUUUCGCUCUGCCUCGGUACGACACUUCGCUAGCGUUCGCCCAGACCACAAUAGGCAUCGUGGAGUCCUAUGCGUUUGCCAACAUGUCCGCCCGAAAUCUCAGUAUAACGGGCUGCACAGUUGGAAAGAUUAUGCGAUUUGCGGCUGCAAGCAGUCGCUUCAUUCACAUGCGAAUUGAUGACACUCGCAUCGAAUCCAUGGAAGAGGGCUUGUUCCAAAACUCGCAUCUCAAAAGUCUCACCAUCGAGACGUCAGCCAUCGCUCAGGUGCUCCCGUUGACCUUCCAACGGUCUGCCAUAAGCGAAUUGAGAAUCGUUCUGACGGACAUUGGUAGCCUUGACAAGCACGCCCUCAGAGGAGCAAGACUUCAUACUUUCAUCUUGGACACAACAAAUGUGCACAACGUGAGAGGAAAGCCUUUUCUCUUGGCUGAGAUAAACGCUUUGCGGAUCGUUAACUGCAGGCUGCGUGGUACUCCGGCCCGUGACGUUUUCUGGAGGCUUACCACAACUCGCCUUUCGGUGACCAACACAACCUUUGACUGUGAUCCGGACGAUUGCGAAGUGAACUCGAUGCUUUUAAAGCCACCUCGUCACGAACUCUUGUGGACGUUUGAGGGGAAUUCGUGUAGAACUCCACCGGCACCUGCCACCAACGGGAAAGCUCUUUGUACUCGUCCAAGUGUACUUCACCGAUCAGGACUGACUUGUCGACGGAGUUGGGCCAUAGCCGAUUGUGUGUGCAGUGGGUCGUCAUCCGCUUCUUUGCCAGAUCUCAACGCUUCUAUUGUGAUCAUCGGAGAUUGUGAACAUUUGACAGUGGAGAGCCUGAAGAUCUCAUCCCAGGCUCUUUACCUUUUUAGAAUUGGUCGAUGUGAUUUUGUGAAAAUACCGACGAUGACGAAAGCUCUAAAAAUCUACCACUCGAAUGUUUUUAUCCAUGAAAGAGCGUUUCUCAACAAUCACAUUUCUGUGAUGGCCCUUUCACAUACAAACGUUCGCAAAGUCACUCUGAAGGCUUUUGUGAAUGUCACAAUCGACAAUUUAAUAGUUGGCAACUCUUCACUGGCUGCAUGGCACCCAGAUUCCGUUCAAAGGUCGAAAAUUGGAAAUGCAAGUAUCGUUGAUUGUAAAAUAGGAUCUAUCCCUUCUCUUCUGCGUGCAGUUCGGCAUUUGCUCAUAAGCAACAGCGUACUCUCCAAUACUGACGGCCUUUCCGCAAUCGAAGACGUCCGCCUCAGUAACAAUACGAUACUUUGUUGCUGUGGUAGUGUAAAUACUCCUUGUACAAAAGACAAAAGAAUGAGACAGAAAUGUGAGGAUCAUUUCGAGUAUUUGAAUUGUGAUGUCGGCAGUUAUGCGAAUGACCGUGAAUUAAUGCCGUUUUUGUUGCUUAUGUUGCUUAUUGAAUAUAUUUGUUGA
Molecule: messenger RNA, 1785 nt
Organism: Haemonchus placei
Lineage: Eukaryota; Metazoa; Nematoda; Chromadorea; Rhabditida; Trichostrongylidae
Source: the annotation of a GenBank genome assembly